Molecule: messenger RNA, 894 nt
Organism: Procambarus clarkii (red swamp crayfish)
Lineage: Eukaryota; Metazoa; Arthropoda; Malacostraca; Decapoda; Cambaridae
Source: RefSeq, a predicted model, not a curated record
UCUUUUUAGGGGGCUGCUUCCUCAUCUAGCUCUGGAAGCUGUUCAGGCUCAAUAAUGACGUUAAUGAGAGUGUGUGUGUUGGUGGCGGUUCUGGUGGUAGGCGCCAAUGGAGACUUGGCACCCCCUGAGAGGUCGUAUAAGAUCCUCAUGCUUCUCCCCGUCUCUGCCAAUAGCCACAGGACCCUCUUCAUGUCCCUCGCUGAGGCUCUGGCUGACCGAGGACACAAGAUAGUGAUGUUGACCAAUGAAGCAAAUUUGACCAAAUAUCCGAACAUCCAUGAGGUUACCCACGGCCUCCGACACUUCAAACAUGAAAAUAGAAACAUGUUCGAAUAUCUGAACAACCCAAUUGGAGGCUUCGGUGCUUUCAAGUACAUUCUUCCAGCCAUCGCAAGGGAACUGUACAAUGUUCCAGUGGUUAAAGAACUUUAUGAGAAGAGGAAAGAGUUUGAUCUCAUCGUUGUGGAUCACGAGUUCAACGAGGUGGUGUACCCGUUCCUGCACGAGGCUGCCUUCAUCGUGAUCACCACGCCCGGGAUUGACUUCCGCCAGAGCGCUGUCCUGGGUAACGUCCUCAACCCGGCCUAUGUCGCCAACCACAGGAAUGAUUACCCACAACCCUUCACCAUCUGGCAACGCAUUCUCAACACUAUCUAUCAUAUAGGAUUUGCGUUAUACUGGCGGAUCUGGGUCGUUGUGCCCCUGGUGCAGAAGGAGAUCUCAGCGCAGUUCCCGGAGCUGCCGCCGCUUUUGGACCUGGAGAGGAACAUGAGUCUGGCGCUGAUGAACACCCAUUUUAGUACUGGCAUACCACUGCCCCUCCUACCCUCACAGGUGGAAGUGGGCGGCAUGCACUGUCGACCCGCCAGCCCUCUGCCCCAAGUGAUGGAGUAG